AUGGGCCACGACGCGCUUGAGUACUCUCGGAGCGGCCUUGGGACAGCGCCAUCGUUGUCACGAACAAGCUCACCAACGUUGCUGCUAUCACUAUACGCUUCGCUCAUUCUCACAAGCAUGGAUCGUGUGGCGAGCGCACGCCUGGCCGGGGACCGGCGAACUUGCGAACUGGAUGACGGACAAGAUGGAUGGGUACAACUACAAGGAGGACUCCAGACACGCUCGCGGUUAUACGCAUUCCUCAACUCCAAGCACAUCGACGGCUACACGACGACAACCCGCACCCUCUGCGACGCCGCAGCCAGCCCUCUCGAGCUCUCAUGUGCCACUUCCGCCCUGCUGCCGAAGACCCUACCUCACAGUCUCGCGCCGUCAGCGACUCGGCCAUAUUGGUUGGGCAGCGUGCGACGGAUGUGGAACUACGCUAGUUUCAUCGGCUUCGGACGCGACUCACAAGGAGGUCGUGGUGUUGGUGAAGUUGUGGGCCAGAUGUUUAUCAGAAUAGGAUGUCGCGGUUGA
Messenger RNA from Peniophora sp. CBMAI 1063, 519 nucleotides. The record is from the annotation of a GenBank genome assembly. Lineage: Eukaryota; Fungi; Basidiomycota; Agaricomycetes; Russulales; Peniophoraceae.